This is a messenger RNA of Uranotaenia lowii, 6672 nucleotides long. It is a transcript of the gene SK, whose product is annotated as small conductance calcium-activated potassium channel protein. The record is from RefSeq and is a predicted model, not a curated record. Bases 2787 to 4691 code for a protein of 634 amino acids. Lineage: Eukaryota; Metazoa; Arthropoda; Insecta; Diptera; Culicidae. Gene Ontology annotation, molecular function: small conductance calcium-activated potassium channel activity; calmodulin binding. Gene Ontology annotation, biological process: potassium ion transmembrane transport. The transcript is spliced from 16 exons. Gene Ontology annotation, cellular component: neuronal cell body; plasma membrane; neuron projection.
UCGGUUUAUUAAUCGUUGUUGGAGUGAUUUGAUGCGUUGAAGGAUAUGUUCGGUUGCAUGUAGGCUCGGUGAAAUGUUAAAAGAGUGUAGAAUAGUGGUGUGCCGGAAUGUGGAUUUUGUUUUCCACCAGAGAUGUAGCAUCGGAAGGUGACAUUUUGAUGCAAAUAUUUUGAAAGUUAAUAGGUGAAACCUCCAGCAGCCAGUGGGGGGCUUUCGUUGAGAGAAGCAGCAGCAGUCGUUUGUGUUGGUGUUACCAAAAUUGUGUACAAAAGUUACUCGGUGUUUUACAACUUCAGCCUUGAUAAAUAGUGUCCUGAAUUGAUGUGGUUGUAAUUCUGAUGUUGGUUCUGUCAUUCCGUUGGUCUCAAGAUCGGAAGGAAUUUUAAAAUGAGUGUCAGAAAGUGCCAGUUGAAAUAGAAACCGUCAAGCUACCGUUCACAGAAAUAGCGAGCUGAUGAAGUCGGGCGAGAUGUUCCCGAGCGAAGAGUGAUCUUUGCUAAGUCGUUCGCUAAUAUUCCAAGUUUAGUCGAGGACAGAAUCGACACAGGAGAAAAUUUCAUCCAGCCGUCACAAUAUGUUCAAAAAUAUCUUCCAUCCGAAGAAUCAUCAUCAGUGAGAUGAAGGCAGGCCGCUUGAUUUCGUUGUCGGCAAAGUGAGUUGGCGUAUUGACCACUUGUAAAUUUAGUGCGCUUAGGAGGAAUAGAAGCGUUCCGUAAUCUAAAGUUGCUUCGACAGACGUUUUCUCAGAGUGUGGGGAGAAAAAGACGACGAGCGAGGAGGUAAAACAUACGACUUGAUGAGCUCUGGACUGCUGUCAAGUGCGGUCUGAAGAGGUUUUUCGACGACUGGCAGAUUCCUCACGUUCGGGGAAAUCUUCGUAUUUGUGUAUCGCUGUGCUGUCUUUCGAAACCUUAAAAGUUCGAGUUUACGAUCUUCCGCGACCAACCUCAAGUGCAAAAUAACAUCGUUCGUGUAUGUUUUGGCAAAAACAGCCCAAAUAAAACCCAUAACAACCACACGAAUAAUUAAUUGCAGGCCGUCUGACAUGGACAAUCCUCGGUCGAAAGUGUAAAACCUGUCGACAUCUGGAAAGCGCCAAGUCCUGUGUGUUUCCUGUUUACCACUCCCCUGAUUGUAAUAACCCAAAAGUGUGAAAAGGUGUCCUGAGAAGAAAGUGGAAACACAUUUUCCUGUCAUCGCCAGUGGAGCAUGAGAGAAUUAUAAGCCCCCAUACGUCGACACGAGAAAAGAGAGUCAUCAGGGGGAAGAAACCUGUACUGUAAAGUUUGUUUCAGUGUAUGCAAAUAUUUCAACCUAAUGUUUAUCCAUAAUUCACGGCUUACUUAGUCUGCCAGUAAAUAAACAGGUGGAAUAGUUAGUGGUGGCCUCCUGAUCACAGUUCAAGAUUAGUGAAAGAACCUCAACCGGGGCUGGCUUUGCGACAUAACAAAACGCAAAACCAUUUAUCAAAACCGAGAGAAAAGAAAGUGAAAACAACGGCGCGUGUGUUAGCUGAGCCUUAAUCAAAAGUAUUAACAUCAAAAGUGCUGCAAAAGUAACCAAAACCCAAAGCAGAAGUCCACCCUGGAAAGGAAGAAACAACCGAAGAAGGAAAUCCCAUUUUCGUCUGAUGCCAUUCGCCGCGCUGACAAACAACAAACAACAAACGGAUAAGUUCCAUCGUUCCAGUGAAGGAAAACAGAAAGUUGAAAAAAAUAUAGAAGCGAAUAAAACUCGUAAAAAUUGAACAAUCAUAAGUUGCAAUCUUAGUGCGGGUGGUGUUAUUGAGAAGAAGACAAAUCCAGCCAAUUUCAUUCCAAAGUCGGGAGAGUUUCGCAGCAUUGAAAUUAUGUGAAGAAGACCCCCGCCCCGCAACGAGUGGCUCCGGAAAGUGCAAAUAGGACAAGUGAGCAUGUAAGUGAGUGAAUAAGGAGAGGGGGAUAAAAGUUUUCUGUAGAGUAAAAAAGUAAAGCAAAAUAAAACAAGAGCAAACAGUCGUCGUGGGGUUUGAUGGUGUGAUUCCACCGAGACGACUGACUACUGCUGUUGGGAAAAAGUUAGAAUACCCAAUUUCUUUUGAAAGUUUAGAAAGUUACAGAAAAGUGGUGGCUCCAUAGAGUGGCGUCCACGUUUGGUGGUUGGUUUUUCUUUAUUUUUCCGUUCGGAUCGAAAGUGUCCCCAUCGUUGGAUCGAGUUUACUAACUAACACCGACGCAGUGUGAAUCAGUUGAGCUGCAGUUUUUCUGGGAUCAAAAGAGAAGAGAAAAAAGCCAGAAAAAAACAUCCGAAGAAUAAAAGACAUUUCUUUUAGAGUUUGUGCGAGUGCGAGAAAGAAAAAGAUUCGAAGCGACUCACUCACAUUAGGUGGACCUUCGAUAAUUGCCGGGAACAGAUAAAUGACUUGACGUAGAGCUAGCCGCACCCUAUUCCUCAAGGAUUACGAGAAUGAAAUUUGUUCCCUUGAUUUGAUCACCGGUAAAACCGAAAGUUAGCUCAAAUAGUGCACUGUUUAAAGACCCUUUUGCGAAGCUAGUUUUAAAACUCUUAAACAACUCUCAGCCAGCAGAACCAAAAAAAAUAAUCACCCUACAAAUGACCGGAAACCGGAAGCAGAAACCACAGAGCAAUUGCCAGAAGGUUUUGCCCCUGCUGCUCCCGCAACUUCUCAAACAAGCACAAGAACCUCUUCCAGGACUAAGAAAACAACAUCCAAACGAGCCAGAGUGCCCAACACCAUCACCAAAACUACCGACACCAUCUCCAACUACUUCAUCUCCCCCCGUUAGAUGCUUUUAGACACCGAGCUAGUGUUUCUUAGCGAACAGCUCCGAAAGCCUGUGUCCACACUGUCGAUUCCCGGUUCGAUGAAAACACCGUGCGCCGGAAAUCGGGAAACAGUAUCGGCUGCAUGCACAGAAGAAGCCGGAAUCGCGCUCGUGGGCGUACACUCAGAGUAUCCCAGGUACAUGGAGGAGCGAGGCCUGGGUGGCGGCGUCUGUAAAGGUCCCGGCACUGCUCCAGGAGGUCCCGGCGGAGGCAGUCAGAAGCAGAAACCGAAUGUCGGCUAUCGGCUUGGCCGGCGGAAAGCGCUCUUCGAGAAGCGGAAACGGAUCAGUGAUUACGCCCUCGUCAUGGGCAUGUUCGGCAUUAUUGUGAUGGUGAUAGAAAACGAGUUAAGUAGCGCUGGUGUAUAUAAUAAGCAGGCAUCUUUUUAUUCAACUGCUUUAAAAACGUUAAUAUCCGUAUCGACUGUGAUUUUACUCGGGCUCAUUGUAGCCUACCACGCCUUGGAAGUUCAGCUUUUUAUGAUAGAUAAUUGUGCAGAUGACUGGCGGAUAGCGAUGACCUGGCAGCGAAUAAGCCAAAUAUCUUUAGAAUUACUCAUCUGCGCGGUGCAUCCCAUUCCAGGUCAAUAUUAUUUUCUAUGGACAACCAAACUAGCGAAUAAGAACAAAGCGAUGGGCUCAGAGCUCGUGCCCUACGACGUUGCGUUAUCCUUGCCAAUGUUCCUUCGUUUGUACCUGAUAUGCCGGGUGAUGCUGCUACAUUCGAAACUAUUUACCGAUGCCUCAUCUCGUAGUAUAGGUGCAUUGAAUCGAAUCAAUUUUAACACGCGAUUUGUGUUGAAAACACUAAUGACAAUAUGUCCGGGAACGGUCCUACUAGUAUUCAUGGUUUCAUUAUGGAUAAUAGCAUCGUGGACGCUUCGGCAGUGCGAAAGGUUUCACGAUGAAGAGCAUGCCAAUCUCUUGAACGCCAUGUGGCUUAUCGCGAUAACCUUUCUGAGCGUUGGCUUCGGCGAUAUCGUUCCGAAUACGUACUGCGGCCGAGGCAUUGCAGUCAGUACGGGUAUAAUGGGUGCCGGCUGUACGGCCCUACUGGUGGCCGUCGUUUCCCGGAAGCUGGAGCUAACACGAGCGGAAAAACAUGUGCACAACUUCAUGAUGGACACUCAGCUGACCAAGAGGUUGAAAAAUGCCGCUGCCAACGUUCUUCGGGAAACCUGGCUCAUCUACAAGCACACCCGCCUAGUGAAACGCGUCAAUCCGGGCCGAGUGCGAACACAUCAACGAAAGUUCCUGCUAGCCAUUUACGCACUACGAAAAGUGAAAAUGGAUCAGCGCAAACUAAUGGACAACGCCAACACCAUAACGGACAUGGCGAAGACACAAAACACCGUGUACGAAAUAGUUUCGGACAUGUCAACAAGACAGGACACCCUGGAGGAACGAAUUACUAGUCUAGAGGAUAAAAUGCAAGCUCUACAGACACAAAUCGAGAAUCUUCCGGAAGCACUGACGCGCUGCCUCGUUCAGCAUCAGGAGCGCAUGGACCAACGAAGGAACUUUCUGCAUCCGGAUGCCGCAGUAACCGGUUCGUCGUCCGGUUUGCCAACUCCGGCACCACCAUUAGGGUCGCCGUUGAUGUUACCGCACUCCAGUUUUUCUUUUAGGAGUGUCCCAUCGUCGUCGACACCGGCCUAUCCCUGGCCCGCAAGUCCCAUUCUCCCGCCAAUCUCCAGUAGAACGCCACACUUGGUUCCUGAGACGCUAAUCCCGGCACCGGCAGCAACGACGGCCUCGUCAAUGCUGUCUAACUCAUUCGGUGUCAAUAAUCUGUCCCUGUCCGCGAGCAAUCAAUCGUCUGCGACCGGGGACACGCAAAUGACAACGUACAGGGGAAAUAGCUGAAUCGAGCCCGCCACCAGCUCUAUCUCCCUCAUUUCGAUAUCUAACAAUAACAACAACAACUACUCCACCACCACUAAUUCUAACAAUACUCCUACACCGACGUCUAGUAGUAGCAAAUUCACGAAACAGCGAGAACGGGCCACGCGAUUCUAGUUUUCAAGUGCAACGUCGAUACCUACUACAAAGCAUACCAUCAGUAACUACCUACUAUAAAGACACACCUACCCUCUUUCUUCAUCCCUUCUCUAACUGUCUCUCUAUCUCUCUAACUAAUCAAGCCACUGGCAAGGCUAAUAAGACGCCAAAAAUGCGAGAGGAAUGACCUCUCAAUCACAACCUAGAGUAAUGUAGAACGAUGGGAGAUGCGUCGCAAACAGAGUUGACCCCGUGAAUAGAUUUCUAAUAGCGCCCCACGUAGCCCAAUAGAAUAGGAGAUCGCAGACAGGCGAUCGAACAGUGAGCAUGAUAUGCAAGAGUGUUUGCAAGUAGCACCCCAGACAACACACAAUGCGCGCGUAAAGGAACACGACGAGCGAAUGGAAACGAAUGCGAGUGUUUAAGCACCGGAGCACAGUAAGUGUGUGACAUGUUGAAAAAGACUACCUAGCAGUUAGCGUUUAAAAGUUAAAGAUUCAGAUAAUAAACCAAAUCGCAGUGUGGUAAACCAUGGCGAUCAGCAGAGAAAUGAAAAAGAAAUAACAGACAAGCUGUCUGAACGAUAGUCAGAAUCUAUCAAAGCAACACGGAAAUCAGCACGAACCAGAUAAGAUGCCGAUAAAGCGAUAGAAUACUAGACAACUGAAUAAAAAGCAUCAAUUCUUUCAAUUAGCAUGCGUCAUAAAUUUUCACGUGUGAUAUCGCGAAUUAGUUUACGAGUUCAAAUUUAAGUCCUGUAGAUGACCAAAAUACUUAGAACAAUAUCUAUAGUUCAGAUUUAUUCGGUUUAAUCUUUUAGCUUAGUUUCUAGCAAAGACGAAUUUUCAAUUAACAAUAAAUUUAAACGUCAAAAACGUACACUAUCUGAUCGGUGGGAGAAAAUCAAUAAACAUGUAGUCGACUUUGAUUGAACAUACAUGAAUAAUAGUCAGAUUUUUUGUCUAAUGUAGCUCCAAUAGUUUGAUUUGUAGCAACAACAACAAAAAACAUACAUACUUUCAAAAAGUUCAUAAAAGACACAUUAGCAUCAAAUUGCCCAACAUAAAUUAUUGUCAAUUGAAGAAUUCCUACUUUAAAGUUUGAGAUCCGCAUUUUUAAUUCUCAUAACAUUAAAUACUGUUUUACACACUCAGGAUUCUUAAGGGUAUCACACAUCAUAUUGCAUCACAGAAAACUCACCGAUAAAUACACAAUACCAGGUUGUUUUCGAUUUACCAAUAAGAAUAUUGAAAUUUCCUAAGUCUGACAGCGAUAACAAUACGAAAUAAUAAAAACAAAAACAUUCUAAACUACUGCUAUCUUUGUUUCGAAGACAAAAUGUCUGAAAGCUAAUUUUCAACAGCACUUCUCUGUGAUGCAUACCUCUUGAUGUGAAAUACCCAAAAGUUUUUGGUUCCAGAAUUCAAAGGAAAAAAUAAAUUUCACAUUCUGGAACUCAGAGUUGAAAUUCAGAAUAAAGAACACCAUUUACGGUUCCCAUAAUUCAGUCAUCCGAAUUUACGAACUCGAAGUCAAAGAUCAAAACCAGAAUUAAGAAUCAGAAUCCGAAAUCAAAAUUCAAAUUCAGAAUUCAGAAUCAUUUAAAUUGAAUAUAACAAUUGAGAAUCAGAUUUCAGAAUCAGAACUCAGAAUCAAAAUUCAAUAUCAGCAUUCAGAAUCAGAAUUCAGAAGCAGAAUUUAGAAUCAGAAUUCAGAAUUAGAAUUCAGCAUCAGAAUUCAGCAUCAGAAUUCAGAAUCAGAAUUCAGAAUCAGAAUCAGAAUUCAGAAUUCAGAAUCAGAAUUCAGAAUCAGAAUUCAGAAUCAGAAUUCAGAAUCGGAAUUCAGA